Molecule: messenger RNA, 651 nt
Organism: Anopheles bellator
Lineage: Eukaryota; Metazoa; Arthropoda; Insecta; Diptera; Culicidae
Exons: 4
Coding region: 1-567 (188 amino acids)
Source: RefSeq, a predicted model, not a curated record
AUGAUUCUCGAGGACACGAUCAAGUUUCGCCAGAGUGCCAAAACCGUUGAAGACGUGGCUCAGUGGCGCCUGACAUACAACUUUAUCAUCGAAACAAAGUACUUUCUCGAGCGCUACGACAGCAUAGUGGAAACGUGGGACCUCUGUGAUAAACAGUUCCUGAUGAAUCUGUGGAAAAUUGAGGAGCUACUAACGAAUCUACUGUACAAAUAUACUACCGUUUCGACCGAGUACAUCAAGCACAGUGCUCUGCCGAAGGUGGAAAUUAAAUGUUGCGACCACCUCUUUGAGAAAUCUAAAGACCUCUACAAGCAUUACUACACCGUGCACCACACACCGGGACGGGUCAAUGAUGUUCGGUUUUGUGAAAUGAAGGCUGGCCUGUUGAAGUUGGAGUUUUACUGCAAAAGUUUAAAGUACUACCUGGAGUUUGGGACCUGGUGCGAUCAUGUGCUGUGCUUGUACCUGAAAAAAAUCUAUCGGAAAGUCAAUUUCACGCUUGACCCUUUCCGAGAGGAGCCUCUUCCGGCACCCGUCACCCAACAGCAAACAGAGGUUGCUGAGUAAAAGUGUGGUAGAAUAAAGAGUUGCUUUUUAAGAAACGCUUCUUGAGUUCUUACUAUUUGCAUGUUGUGAUAUCUCCGUGCUUUA